AUGAGCAUCAACUUUAGUGACCUCAGCAAAGGGAUGGUGAUUGAGCUGGAGAACCAGCCGUGGCAGGUGUUGGAUUAUGAGCGACACAAGAUGCAACAGCGCGCCCCCGUCACCCGGAUUAAGAUGCGGAAUCUCGUCAACGGCACGGUCAUCGAGCGGACGUUCCAAAGAUACGACACCGCAUUCAGUCUAGCCGAGGUCGACCACCGCGACAAUCAAUACCUGUAUACCGACGGUACCCAUUAUUUCUUCAUGGACCAGGAAAAUUUUGACCAACAUGAGCUCACCGCCGAGCAGUUGGGCGAUGCCCUCGGCUAUCUAAAAGAAAGCAUGAUCGUGGAGGUCGUUUUUUACAAAGGAGCGCCCAUCAACGUGAAUCUUCCCAUCCACGUGGAGCUCGCAGUGGUCGAUACUCCUCCCGCUUUCAAAGGCGAUACUGCCCAGGGAGGCAAUAAACCGGCCACCCUGGAAACCGGGUUGCGCAUUACCGUACCGAUGUUCAUUACUCCAGGGUCGAUUGUGAAGGUCGAUACGCGCAAUGCCACCUACUCGGAGCGAGUAUCCUAA
Molecule: messenger RNA, 567 nt
Organism: Geodia barretti
Lineage: Eukaryota; Metazoa; Porifera; Demospongiae; Tetractinellida; Geodiidae
Source: the annotation of a GenBank genome assembly